Molecule: messenger RNA, 3366 nt
Organism: Sclerotinia sclerotiorum 1980 UF-70
Lineage: Eukaryota; Fungi; Ascomycota; Leotiomycetes; Helotiales; Sclerotiniaceae
Exons: 6
Coding region: 1-3366 (1121 amino acids)
Biological process (GO): intracellular sodium ion homeostasis; intracellular potassium ion homeostasis; potassium ion import across plasma membrane
Cellular component (GO): membrane
Molecular function (GO): P-type sodium:potassium-exchanging transporter activity; ATP binding; ATP hydrolysis activity
Source: RefSeq, a predicted model, not a curated record
AUGGAGGGAAAAGCCAUGUACGCCUCAUCUGAGGAGCAGGACGACGAAAUUUUUCAUGUCCAACCUAGACCAGAAAUGCGAAUCAGAUUCGGCGCUCAAGAUGAAGAGGCAGGCAGACAGACGAGCACACUUCCUAGAAUGGCUCGGACAAUCACAAAUAGCUCACAACUAUCCGCCACAAGUUCCAGACGCCGCAGAGUGUCUAUCGAUCCAGCAACUGCUCUGCCCAUUACUUACCGCACAGUCUCAUUUGCAAUCGAAGAGAGUAAGGAAAUACCAAGGGCUGAAGCAGAUCGUGCAAAGAAGGAUGCUGCAGCUGAGCUUGGCGAUUUAGAGUGGCAUACUCUGUCCACAGACGACGUAAUAGGUCGGCUGGAGACAUCAGUUACUGAAGGUCUCUCCAAGGAACAGGUCGAGGUCAAAACGAAAGAGUUUGGAAAGAAUAUGCCUUCGAAACCACCUUCGGAUUUGCUCUCGAGGGUCUUUGGAUAUCUGUUUGGUGGAUUUGGAUCCGUCUUAUUGAUCGGUGGUAUCCUGGUCACUAUUACUUAUGAACCACUCGGAGAACCAAAUCCAGCACAGGCCAAUCUAGCUCUUGCGAUUGUCCUUUACGCCGUCUUCGUCAUCCAAGCUUUAUUCAAUGCAUGGCAGGAUUGGUCAUCGUCUCGUACAAUGGCGUCCAUCUCUGGCAUGCUUCCUGAUGAUUGCUUCGUCCUCCGCGAUGGCAACCGCGUGGAGCUUGCCGCAGUCAGUCUAGUUCCCGGUGACAUUCUUUACAUAAAGUCUGGUAAUAAGCUCCCUGCAGAUGUUCGUUUCAUUGAAAUCUCAUCUGAUGCGAAGUUUGAUCGCUCCAUCCUGACUGGAGAAUCACAACCUAUUCCAGGUUCAAUUGAGAACACAGAUCUCAAUUAUUUAGAGACGCAUAACAUUGGUAUGCAGGGGACGCAUUGCAUCUCUGGAAGUGCAAUAGGAGUCACUGUCAGCACGGGAGAUAAGACAGUGUUUGGUAAGAUUGCUAAAUUAACCAAUACUCCGAAGACAGGUAUGACCACAUUGCAGAGGGAGAUCUUGAGGUUUAUCAUAAUCAUCUGUUCCAUUAUGGUGUUCUUCAACAUAGUUGUCAUCAUCUGUUGGGCCGCAUGGUUGCGACAUUCACAUCCCGACUGGAUCACCGUUGCUGGAUUAAUUGUUGAUAUCGUGACCGUGGCAGUUGCAUUUAUCCCUGAGGGCUUACCUAUCGCACUAACUGCUUCGUUGACCAUUACUGCGAAUAUAAUGAAAAGAAACCAAGUCCUAUGCAAGUCGUUAAAGACUGUCGAGACCUUGGGAGCUGUAUCAGUUAUCUGCUCGGAUAAGACUGGGACAUUAACAAAGAAUAAAAUGUUUGUAACGGAGUGCUCAAUCGCAGAAAAGACAAUGACUCCGGAGCAAGCCAUCGAAUUUCAGAAGUCCAAUGGCAUGACUACUAAUUGUGUGGCUCAGCUGCGAUCUCUGGCAGGCCUAUGCAACGCCGGUGAAUUCGAUGCUGCUACGCUCCAUUUACCUCUUGCGGAACGAAAGAUUGCCGGAGAUGCGACAGAUCAGGCGGUCCUCCGACUGUCAGAGGCAUUCGGGGAUGUUCGCCAGUUACAUGUGUUAUGGAGAAAGACUUUCGAGCUAGCAUUCAACAGCAAGAAUAAAUUCAUGAUCAGAACUUUGACACUAUCCGACCAUGAAGGUCUGGGACUUGCGGUAUCACCUCAGGAGCAGGCGGAAUGGAAAAAUGAGGAUCUGCUAUUGACUGUUAAAGGUGCCCCAGACAUUCUUGUCGAACGUUGCACUAAAUAUGUUGGUGAAGAUGGUCAUGUGUACCCAUUGAACGCGGAUAUGAGGAACUCUAUAGAGGUGAUCAAAAAUAAAUGGUCAAGUCAGGGAAAGCGGGUGAUCUUACUUGCAAGGAAAGUGCUCACCGGGCAUCAACGACAGCAUAAUCCUGAAAACAACACUUUUGAGGCCGAGAUUAUGCGACAAGCUGGUAGCCAUUUGAUUCUUGUGGGGCUUGUCGGCAUUGUGGAUCCUCCCCGAGAUGAAAUACCAGAGGUGGUAAAAGUCCUAAGGAGAGCUGGCAUACGAAUCUUCAUGGUCACUGGCGAUUUCAAACUCACUGCUCAAGCUAUUGCUAUCGAAUGUGGUAUCAUCACCAGUCCCACUGGCAUGAUUCAUGAUGUUUCUAAGCUCGACAGAAAUGGAUUGGAGACACCAAAAAGUGUUUCGAGCGGCGUCAUCUCUGAGAAAGAUGCAGACUCGAAGCAUGGAGACGCGAGGUCCAUAACUCUCAGUGGCCCGGAGUUGAUCAGUUUAAAUGAUAGUCAAUGGGAUCAGCUCUGCCAGUAUGAAGAAAUUGUCUUCGCACGCACUACUCCUGAGCAGAAGCUAAGAAUUGUCAAAGAAUUUCAAAAACGCGAGAACAUAGUAGGGAUGACCGGCGAUGGUGUCAACGAUGCUCCAUCCCUAAAAGCCGCUGACAUUGGCAUUGCACUUGGAAGUGGCUCCGAUAUCGCAAUCGAAGCCGCUGAUAUGGUCCUGUUAGAUUCUUUCGGCGCUGUCGUUGAAGCCGUCAAAUACGGUCGUGUAGUCUUUGACAACCUCAAGAAAACUCUCAUCUACCUUCUUCCCGCCGGAACUUUUUGCGAAUUUCUUCCCAUCAUUACGAAUGUCAUUCUCGGUCUUCCUCAAAUCCUCAGCUCUUUCCUCAUGAUUAUGAUCUGUUGUCUCACGGAUUGUGCUGGUGCGACGGUUCUUGCUUAUGAAAAACCGGAAGCUGACGUGCUUUUGAGGAAACCAAGAGAUGUCAAGAAAGAUAGGUUGGUUGAUUGGAAAUUACUCUUCCAUGCGUAUGUCUUUCUGGGUAUGCAAGAAGCCAUUGCCUCGUUUGCCAUGGCGUAUUGGUAUUGCCAACGGCGAGGAGUUACGUUUUCAAUCUUGUGGUUGGGAUAUGGAAAUUACCCGCCCCAUUUGAGUGACGAGCAUGUCCAAAACGUGUUGGCUGUGGCUAGCAGUAUUUACUUUGUCAAUUUGGUUAUUAUGCAAUGGUUCAACUUGAUGGCAACUCGCACUCGCCGUCUCUCAAUUUUCCAACAACCUCCUGCCUUUAACAAAGCAACACAAAAUCUCUGGCUCUUCCCAGCCAUAAUUUUCGCCCUCGUCGUGAUCUUUAUCUUCCUCUACAUACCAGGAUUAACAUCUGCAAUCAAUAGUAGCCCUAUUCCAGCGGAAUAUUUCUUCUUUCCAUUAUGUUUUGGUAUGUGGAUACUUUUCACAGAUGAGGUGAGGAAAUUGUACGUGAGGAAGUGGCCGGAAGGAUGGUUGGCAAGGGUGGCUUGGUAG